AUGGCUGUCUGUAAUCUGCAAUGUGAGGGACUGACUGGAUCAAGUGGUACACCUGAUUUAGCUCAGAGGAAGCUCUUUAUUGGUGGUUUGUCACCAGACGUCUCUAGUGAGAUGCUGCUAGUUUUUUUGGAAAAUAUGGUGAUAUUGAAGAGGGUUCUUGGGUUUGGAUUUGUAACUUAUAAGACAUCUGAGGCUGCUAAAAGAGCCCUCGAGGAUCCACAAAAGCUACCUGGGGGAUGGAGCAUAAUUGUCAAAUUUGCAGAUUCACAUGGACGCAAAACAGCACAGCCACAGCUACCUCCUACAAUGGUUCCAAUGGGUGCACUAAUGGCAGCAGGAUAUCCUCAGUCUGGAAAAGCUUAUCCUAGCCCUGAUCCUGCUGGAUAUCCUUAUUCUCAAGCUGCACCAGCUUACCCAGGUGACACUUACCCUAGCCCUCCUGUGGCACCUAUGCCAUAUGCAGUACAGCCUCAAAUGACUUACCCUAACUUGCUGGGGAGAAAGACCAGCUUGGCGUACAAAUGA
Messenger RNA from Eucalyptus grandis, 525 nucleotides. RefSeq lists its product as uncharacterized. Gene Ontology annotation, molecular function: RNA binding. The transcript has 3 exons. Bases 1 to 525 code for a protein of 174 amino acids. The record is from RefSeq and is a predicted model, not a curated record. Lineage: Eukaryota; Viridiplantae; Streptophyta; Magnoliopsida; Myrtales; Myrtaceae.